Molecule: messenger RNA, 2406 nt
Organism: Erigeron canadensis
Lineage: Eukaryota; Viridiplantae; Streptophyta; Magnoliopsida; Asterales; Asteraceae
Product: LRR receptor-like serine/threonine-protein kinase GSO2
Exons: 4
Coding region: 149-2206 (685 amino acids)
Biological process (GO): protein phosphorylation
Cellular component (GO): membrane
Molecular function (GO): protein kinase activity; ATP binding; protein binding
Source: RefSeq, a predicted model, not a curated record
UCAACCUUGAUUCACUCCUGUUGUGUUUUCACAUGUGACUUUUGUCAGUUUCUGUUCUAAAACCAUUUCAAAUCCCACACUCAUUUACUCACUCACUCAUCAUCUUCAAACCCACAAAUCUUUCAUUCCCAAAAUAAAAACGCCAACAAUGAAACCCUAUUUUCUUGUUCUUCUUUUCUUUAUACUUUCAUUCCAAACACUAGCUAAUAAAAACCAAGAAAACCCCAUUUCAGAGCUCAAAAUCUUGUUAAAAAUCAAAUCUUUUUUAGACCCAAAAGGCCAAACUUUAACAUCUUGGUCACCAGAUGCCAAAAGUUAUUGUGAUGGGUCUUUUGAAGGUAUUGCUUGUAAUGAGUUUGGUAAAGUUAUGAAUAUUUCACUUCAAGGUAAAGGGCUUUUUGGUCAAAUACCACCUGAGAUUGGUGACCUUAAAAGCUUAUCUGGGUUGUAUCUACAUUUUAAUGGUUUGCAUGGUGAAAUUCCUAAAGAAAUUGGUGAGUUGACUCAACUCACUGAUUUGUAUCUUAAUGUUAAUAAUCUUUCUGGUGAGAUCCCCACUGAGCUUCAGAAUAUGGCUAAUCUUCAAGUUUUACAACUAUGCUACAAUCAUUUGAGUGGAAGCUUGCCUCCACAACUUGGUUCUUUAAAGAAACUUAAUGUACUUGCUGUUCAAUACAACCAACUCAGUGGUGCUAUCCCUGCAACUCUUGGAGAUGUGGGGACUUUACAGAGAUUGGACUUGAGUUUCAAUCGCCUUUUUGGCUCCAUCCCAAUGAAAAUAGCCGAUGCACCAUUGCUGCAGGUGUUGGAUGUGCGAAACAAUACGCUUUCCGGAAAUGUCCCUUUAGUUUUGAAGAAACUUGACGAAGGAUUUCAGUAUGCAAACAACUCAGCGUUAUGUGGAUCCGGUUUUGCUGAUCUCAACGUCUGCAACUCUUCUUUUGGUCCCGAAAACCCUGAUAAACCAGAGCCAUUUGGGCCACAAUCAAAAGGACUCACACCAAAGGCCAUUCCACAGUCUGCAAAUGUAGUCACCGCCCAGUCAAAGUCAAAGUCAUCUAAUGCCGGACUUGCUGCUAUUCUUGGAGCUGUUGUAACCACCAUGCUGUUAGUUGCCGGGCUUUUUUCUUUCGUAUGGUAUCGCCGGAGAAAACAGAGAAUCGGAACAGCCUUCGAAACAUCUGAUAGUCGGAUUAGUACUGACCAAUAUCAAGUCAAAGAAAUAGUCAACAGGAGAAGCGCGUCACCCCUCAUAAGUCUUGAAUAUUCUAAUGGGUGGGACCCAAUGUCGAAAAGCCAAACAGGAAGUGGGUUCUUGCAAGAGGUUCUCGAGAGCUUCAUGUUCAAUGUUGAUGACGUGGAGUCAGCAACUCGAUUCUUUUCUGACUCCAACUUAUUAGGGAAAAGCAGCUUUUCAGCUACUUAUAAAGGGAUUCUACGGGAUGGAUCUAUAGUUGCUAUUAAACGUAUAACUAAAACAAGCUGUAUAUCUGAUGAAACCGAGUUUUUGAAGGGGUUAAAGAUACUAACCUCACUGAAACACGAAAAUCUUGUUAGGUUACGAGGGUUUUGUUGUUCGAAAGGUAGGGGAGAAUGCUUUCUGAUCUAUGAUUAUGUUGCCAAGGGUAACUUGUUGCGAUAUCUUGAUGUGAAGGGCAAAAGUGGCAGCGGGAAUGUUCUUGACUGGUCAACUCGAUUCUCAAUUAUCAAAGGCAUUGCUAAAGGUAUCGAGUACCUACAUGGGAUAAAAGGAAAGAAACCAGGCCUUGUUCAUCAAAACAUAUCAGCCGAAAAAGUUCUCAUCGAUCAAAACUAUACCCCACUGCUCUCCGGUUCAGGCCUGCACAAACUAUUAGCCGAUGAUAUCAUCUUUUCAACACUCAAAGGCAGCGCUGCAAUGGGAUACCUUGCUCCCGAGUACACCACAACUGGCCGAUUUACUGAAAAGAGUGACAUAUAUGCAUUUGGGAUGCUCAUUUUUCAGAUCAUCUCAGGGAAAACGAGAAUUAGCCUAUCCAUUCGUCAAGCUGCUGAGUUAUGCAAGUUUCAAGAGUUUGUGGACGCUAAUCUUGAUGGUAAGUUCUCUGAGCCCGAGGCCAUCAUGCUAGGGAAAAUUGCAUUGCUGUGUACUCAUGAACUCCCUGGCUCAAGGCCAACCAUUGAGACCGUAACACAAGAGUUGAGCAACUUGGGUUGCACACCCUGAUUCACAAAUCCAUAGGGAAGGUAGUAGGAGUUAUUAGCUAGGUUCGAGUUUCUCACUCGAGUUAGUUAUGUUAUCGUUUGUACUUCACCUUAAGAUCGCGUAAAACUAGCAUAUGUCUGUUUGAGUAGUUAUUACUUCCUUUGACUUUGACAAUGACUGUAAUUGGAAUUGGAAUCUGAUUAUAAGCUUCUCUUUUCUGA